Molecule: messenger RNA, 318 nt
Organism: Botrytis byssoidea
Lineage: Eukaryota; Fungi; Ascomycota; Leotiomycetes; Helotiales; Sclerotiniaceae
Exons: 3
Coding region: 1-318 (105 amino acids)
Source: RefSeq, a predicted model, not a curated record
AUGAAGCUCAGUCAAACUUUCAGUAUUCUCACGCUCCUCGUAGUGUCGACUAUCGCCGUGGCUGUUCCUCAAGAGAAAGCAUGCACACAAUGUCUCACUGAGGGUACUUUCUGCUCUGGAUUCGCCGGUCCUGUUGGCACAUGCUGCGACGGGCUACUAUGUGAAAACGCACCAGGGGUGGCAGAUGAUGCACACUGCAUUCGAAAGAAGAAGUGUUUGGCGAAAGGCGCUACUUGCGUGAGCAUCGCCGGUCCCCAGGUUACAUGCUGUUCUGGAAAGUGCACCUUCGUGGCAGCGGAUCAUAGCGUUUGCAAGUGA